UACAGGUGAACAUUGCCAUUCGUGCGUUUAAAAUACACUUCACGCAAAAUAUCCCUUUAAUUUUACUUGUAAUACCCCAAUGAAUGAAUCAGAGAAUUGAGAUUUUCACUUUGGAUUCCUCUAUCAAGACUGUCUAUGAAAGAAAGUGUCCACACCAUCAACCAAAGACCGAGUCGAGUUCAGAUGUACUACGUAAUAUGAGCAAAUCACAGAUCCAUAACUGAUAAAUGAUGGAUGGUCAUAGUACUUAUUAUACACAACCAAUGUUUACUACGGACAAUUAUGGACCGCCUGGAACGUAUCCUGUAAAUCAGUCCUCAACUUGUGCCUACCAGAGACAUAACCUUCAGGGACCUUACGGCGGACAGACAAUGACUGUAGUGGAUGAAGCUUUUCAUAACGAAUCUCAAAAUGGCAUAACACAUCAAAUACCAUUAGUUGGAAUGCAAAACAUGCCACAGAGACAUUCACAAGUGGCAAACACAACACCAGCUCACAUGCAAAAUGCACAUCAACUGAACAGUUCGUCAUUACAAGUGUCUAAGCCGCCUCCGGCACAUUCUCAAAAUGUUUCCACUACGGCUCCAACAGGUGCGAGCCAGACAGGAAGUAAUAAUACGGAUAAUUUACAGUUUCCAUGGAUGAAGACGACAAAGUCUCAUGCUCAUCAGUGGAAAGCACAGUGGCCAGGUGCACAGUUCUCAAUUGAGGAUGAAAACAAACGAACACGAACAGCUUACACCAGAGGACAGUUAUUAGAACUUGAGAAGGAAUUUCAUUUUAACAAAUAUAUUUCAAGACCUAGAAGAAUAGAACUUGCCGCCAUGUUAAAUCUAACUGAGCGACACAUAAAAAUUUGGUUUCAAAAUCGACGAAUGAAAUGGAAGAAAGAUGAAGCAAAACGAAGACCACGACCAUUGUCUUCAUCGGAAUCAAAGAAAAAUAGCCCCGAAUCUCCAGACUCUCCGUCUUUAACUGAGUUAUCUCCCAUAUCAAACUGUAGUAAGAUUUCAUCUCCGUCGCGAAGUGACGUGGAAAGUCCAAAAACAUUGAAACGAGAAUCGUUAACGGAACUGAAAAAAUCAUCUGUGAAACAGGAUUCAACAUAAAAUCAACUGCUAGAUAUUAGUGUCAUAAAUUAUAUUCAUAUUGUAGAAGGUUAACAACACACCAAGUAAUUCAUUCAGUGGAUUUUUCAUUUUUUGUUCGUUUUUUUUCAUUAUGAUUUAAUAAGACUGCAUUUUC
Molecule: messenger RNA, 1245 nt
Organism: Mytilus trossulus (common blue mussel)
Lineage: Eukaryota; Metazoa; Mollusca; Bivalvia; Mytilida; Mytilidae
Product: pancreas/duodenum homeobox protein 1-like
Exons: 3
Coding region: 228-1109 (293 amino acids)
Biological process (GO): type B pancreatic cell differentiation; regulation of transcription by RNA polymerase II
Cellular component (GO): nucleus
Molecular function (GO): RNA polymerase II cis-regulatory region sequence-specific DNA binding; DNA-binding transcription factor activity, RNA polymerase II-specific
Source: RefSeq, a predicted model, not a curated record